This is a messenger RNA of Xiphophorus couchianus (Monterrey platyfish), 2838 nucleotides long. RefSeq names its product xenotropic and polytropic retrovirus receptor 1 homolog. Gene Ontology annotation, cellular component: Golgi apparatus; plasma membrane; cytoplasm. Gene Ontology annotation, molecular function: inositol hexakisphosphate binding; phosphate transmembrane transporter activity. The transcript has 16 exons. The record is from RefSeq and is a predicted model, not a curated record. Gene Ontology annotation, biological process: cellular response to phosphate starvation; phosphate ion transport. The coding region runs from base 407 to 2476 and encodes 689 amino acids. NCBI's taxonomy places the organism in Eukaryota, Metazoa, Chordata, Actinopteri, Cyprinodontiformes, Poeciliidae.
AGGAUGGACGAGCGUCAGAGAGAAAGAGAAGGUAGAGAAGGGGGUAGCAGGACUUAGCUAACACUAACACUGUCAGCUUGUUUAUCAGAGCCACAGUGCUGUGUUAACGACAUUGAUGCUGCACUUCCAGCAAAAUUAACGGAGUGUUCACCUUAAAGUGUGACUCAACAGACACAUCGUUUAGAGGUAAAAAAAAAAAAAAGGACAAAAAUGUGUUGUGAGCGGGGAUAGAGAGAAGACAAAAAGGGCAUCUCUGACCGCAGCAGCAGCCGCCGCCGCCGCUCGUGCUGUAGCCUGUGUGGGACGCCGUCAGUUCAGUAGCACAGCGCGAGCUCUGCUGUCGAGCACAACCAGCUGAUUUCUGUCAGUAAAAGCAGCAGAGGGGGAGAAACAGCAGGCUGUCAAAAUGAAAUUCACAGAGCAUCUCUCAGCUCACAUCACGCCGGAGUGGAGGAAACAGUACAUCCAGUAUGAGGCGUUUAAGGAGAUGUUGUAUGCUGCACAGGACCAAGCUCCAUCCGUUGAAGUCACAGACGAUGAUACAGUCAAGAGGUAUUAUGCCAAGUUUGAGGAGAAGUUUUUCCAGACUUGUGAGAAAGAGCUGGCCAAAAUCAAUACCUUCUAUUCUGAAAAGCUGGCCGAGGCUCAGCGAUGCUUCGCCACGCUGCAGAAUGAGCUGCAGUCAUCGCUGGACGCCCAGAGGGAGAGCUCUGCCACCGGGCUGGGCCUCAGAAGAAGGAAAACUGUGUUUGCCCUUUCACAGAAGGAGAGAUGCAAACAUAGAAACAUUAAGGAUCUGCAGCUGGCCUUCUCCGAGUUCUACCUCAGCCUUAUACUGCUGCAGAAUUAUCAGAACUUGAACUUCACAGGAUUCAGGAAGAUUCUCAAGAAGCAUGAUAAGAUUUUGGAAACUUCCAAGGGGGCAGAUUGGAGGGUGGCCCACGUUGAAGUGGCUCCAUUUUAUACAUGCAAGAAGAUCACCCAACUCAUCUCUGAGACUGAGGCUCUGGUCACAACAGAGCUGGAAGGCGGCGACCGGCAGAAGGCCAUGAAGAGGCUGAGAGUUCCUCCACUGGGAGCUGCACAACCUGCUCCAGCUUGGACCACCUUCAGAGUGGGACUUUACUGUGGAGUAUUCCUCGUCUUGAUUGUCACUGUAGUCAUUACAGGAGCCGUGAAGAUUGGUGGUUCUAAAGUCUGGCCUGUGGUCAGGAUCUACAGAGGAGGCUUCCUGCUAAUAGAGUUUCUCUUCCUUUUAGGGAUCAACACCUAUGGCUGGAGGCAGGCAGGAGUUAAUCAUGUCCUCAUAUUUGAACUUAAUCCCAGAAACAACCUCUCCCACCAACAUCUGUUUGAGAUUGCAGGCCUGUUGGGGGUGCUGUGGUGCGUCAGCUUGCUGUCAAGUCUUUUCUGUGAUGACAUCAGGAUUCCGAUGCAGGCCAACCCUCUGGCUCUUUAUGGCGUCUUCCUCCUGUUUCUCAUCAACCCGUCAAAGACCUGUUACUACAAGUCCCGCUUCUGGCUGCUCAAGCUGCUGUUCAGAGUGGUGACCGCUCCAUUUCACCAUGUUGGAUUUGCAGACUUCUGGCUGGCUGACCAGUUAAACUCUCUGGUGGUGGUUCUGAUGGAUCUGGAGUACAUGAUCUGUUUCUACAGCUUAGAGCUGGAGUGGACAAAAGAGGAUGGGCUUUAUAGUAACACAGAAAGCGUGUGUAACACCUACUCCUAUGGUGUUCGGGCGGUCAUCAAGUGUCUUCCUGCGUGGUUCCGAUUCGCCCAGUGUCUGCGGCGCUAUCGGGACACCAAGCGGGCCUUUCCUCAUCUGGUUAAUGCUGGGAAGUACUCCACUUCCUUCUUUGUCGUCACUUUCUCCGCCCUGUACAACACACACAAAAACUCCGAACCCGAACACAAAAUCUACCUGUACUUGUACAUUGCCUGUUUAAUUGUAAGCUCUUGUUAUACACUGAUCUGGGAUCUGAAGAUGGACUGGGGCCUGUUUGACCGAAAUGCAGGAGAGAACACUUUCCUACGGGAGGAGAUAGUCUACCCACAGAAGGCCUAUUAUUACUGUGCUAUAGUGGAGGAUGUGCUCCUGCGUUUCGCCUGGGUUUUAACAAUCACUCUCACCUUGCUCACCAACUUUGCAGACAUGGCUGACAUUCUAGCUACCCUGCUGGCUCCGCUGGAGGUCUUCAGACGCUUCGUGUGGAAUUUCUUCCGACUUGAGAAUGAGCAUCUGAAUAACUGUGGUGAGUUCAGGGCGGUCCGAGACAUCAGUGUGGCCCCUCUCAACGCCGAUGACCAGACGCUGCUGGAGCAGAUGAUGGACCAGGAGGACGGAGUCAGGAAUCGGCAGGGCAAGAAAAGCUGGAAAAGAAGCUACAGCAUGAGUCUGCGCCGGCCACGGCUGGCCUCACAAUCAAAGACUCGUGACACCAAAGUUCUGAUCGAUGACACCGAUGAUGACUCCUGACAUCAGGCCACGCCCCUCGCCUGGGUCCAGAAUUUAUUCAAAGGAGGAAACUCCGCCUCCUAAGCUAGAGAUUACCCAGCGAGCGGGCGUUGAGCACAAGAACAGGACGAGGUUUGACCUCUGAAUCAUUUUCCUAUCCACAAGCCUCUGCUGGGGUUCACAGUUAUUUCAAGGGAAGAAUUGUCAGCGUUUUAAAGCAGCUCUUCGGCUCCUCCACCUUCAAUAAAAACUCUUCCCGACCCAGUGGGGGCAUGAUCCUUCCUGAUGAUUACCCAGCAGUGGACUCCUCAAUUAUCACUCUGAGCAUCCUCAGAGCCUCAGCAAGAACAAUGCAGCUACUGAAAAAGCAAGCGUUGAGAGGG